AUGAAGUACUCCAUCGUCCUUCCGUUCCUCGCUACCACCGUGCUUGCGGCCCCUGUCGAACAGCGUCAGGCCGCUUGCAACGUGCCAACCACGUUCCCAAGCACCUCCAACUCGAAGCUCCCAGAUCCAUUCAAGUUCUUCGACGGAAGGAAGGUUGAGACCAAGGCUGACUUCGAAUGCCGCAACAAGGAAGUCAACGCCGCUGUCCAGGCACAGGAACUCGGUAUACUCCCACCCAAGCCAGCGACCGUCACUGCAUCUGGUACUUCUUCACUUUCCAUUACCGCCAGUGAGGGAGGAAAGUCGGUUUCGUUCUCGGUCUCCAUCAAGAAGCCCAGCGGAUCUGGUCCUUUCCCCGCUAUCAUCGCCUACGGCGGUGCUAGUAUUCCCGUGCCCGCCGGUGUUGCUACCAUCACCUUCAACAACGACCAGAUCGGUGCCCAGCAGGGUGGCAACAGCCGUGGUCAAGGUAAAUUUUUCGAUCUCUACGGCUCCGGCCACAGCGCUGGUGCUUUGACAGCAUGGGCCUGGGGUGUCGAUCGUGUCAUUGAUGCGCUCGAGCUUGUUGAUACGGGCAUCAACCCCAAGAAGGUCGGUGUCACUGGAUGCUCCAGGAACGGGAAGGGUGCUUUCGUCGCCGCCGCCCUUGUGCCCCGUAUUGCUCUCGGUCUUCCCCAGGAGUCCGGUUCCGGUGGUGCUGCCUGCUGGCGUAUUUCCGACUCAGAGAAGGCUGCUGGCAAGAACAUCCAGACCUCUGGCCAGAUUAUUGGCGAGAACGUCUGGUUCUCCAAGAACUUCAACACCUUCGCCACUAAGUCCUCCACCACCGCCACCGAUCAUCACCAGCUUGCUGGUCUCGUGGCUCCUCGUGGUCUCCUCGUUAUUGAGAACGAGAUUGACUGGCUCGGUCCCGUCUCCACCACUGCUUGCAUGAAGGCUGGACGCUUGAUCUACAAGGCCCUCGGUGUUCCCGACAACAUGGGUUUCACUGGCUCUGGCAACCACAACCAUUGCUCAUUCCCAAGCAAUCAACAGGCCGAGCUUACUGCUUUCAUCAACAAGUUCUUGCUCGACAAGUCCGACAGCACUGCCAACAUCGAGAAGGGUCCCGCCGCCGAUGUCAGCAAGUACAUUGACUGGACUACCCCUACGCUCACAUAGAGCUGGCAAUAAGUGGACGGAAAGAAUUGCGGUGGUUGUUUUGGAGGGAUUGGAUUCGUUGUAUCUAUUCAUAUCGCUCACUUGGCAGAUAAGCCUCACAUUGAUGUACAAAAAGAAUGAUACUGGUCAUGAAAUUAUCGUGUGCUUUGACCGUGCUGUGAAAAUCUUCAUCACCUAUGUUCGGUGUUACUAAUAUGACUACGCUGUUACUGGAUGAGCCAGUGGCUCUACUCGCGUUGGAGAUCUUGCACACCACGUCCAUGGCGGUGUGCAUUGCACGGGCCAUCUGUGACUCUCUCUCUUGAUGUGAGUGCAUCAUCAAUGACACUUUAACGUGCUAUUUGGUGACAUUCGAAGACCUGAGAGAUGAUGAGUCUCACAUGGAAAUGUCCAUCAUAGUGUACGAGCGCGAAUUCAGGAUAAUUAUGUUCACGGACUGGCUGUAAGCGAACGCGGCUGGAUUGGGU
This is a messenger RNA of Aaosphaeria arxii CBS 175.79, 1628 nucleotides long. Its product is annotated as carbohydrate esterase family 15 protein. Lineage: Eukaryota; Fungi; Ascomycota; Dothideomycetes; Pleosporales. The record is from RefSeq and is a predicted model, not a curated record. The transcript has a single exon. The coding region runs from base 1 to 1161 and encodes 386 amino acids.